This is a messenger RNA of Penicilliopsis zonata CBS 506.65, 1759 nucleotides long. RefSeq lists its product as hypothetical. NCBI's taxonomy places the organism in Eukaryota, Fungi, Ascomycota, Eurotiomycetes, Eurotiales, Aspergillaceae. The transcript has 4 exons. The record is from RefSeq and is a predicted model, not a curated record. Gene Ontology annotation, molecular function: acid phosphatase activity. Gene Ontology annotation, cellular component: fungal-type cell wall. The coding region runs from base 38 to 1453 and encodes 471 amino acids.
AAGUCACAUCCAAAAAUCCGGUUUCUGGAUCAAAAUCAUGGUUCGCGUUUCUUCCCUCGCCGGGACCGUCUGUCUGGCUGCCACUGCCGCCGCCUACGAUGUCGGUCUGAAGCAGUUUCCCCAGGAGGCCCGCGAUAACUUCAAUGUCCUCAAGUACCUGGGUGGGUACGGGCCAUAUGUCCAACGUGAAUCAUAUGGGAUUGCCCGUGAUCCGCCGCCCUCGUGUGAGGUGGACCAGGUCAUCAUGAUCAAGCGCCAUGGUGAGCGCUACCCAGAUACUGAUACAGGUGAGGAGAUCGAGGAGCUGCUAGACCUGCUGUAUAGCAGUGUCUCGGAGUUCAGGGAUGACCUUGCUUUCCUCAAUGACUGGACUUACUAUGUCCCCAACGCCUGCUACUAUGAGGCCGAGACCUUCACAGGUCCCUACUCUGGUCUGGCUGAUGCGUACUCCCAGGGCGCUGACUAUGGCCAACGCUAUGGCCAUUUGUUGCCCAAGGAUGGCUCGGUCGUUCCCCUCUGGAGCAGUGGUUAUGAGCGGGUUAUCAAUACUGCUCGGAAGUUUGGUGAAGGCUUCUUUGGUUAUAACUACAGCACCGGAGCGGCGCUUAAUAUUAUCUCUGAGUCAGAAGCUCAGGGAGCGAAUAGCCUAACUCCAACAUGCGACACUGAUAAUGACUCGUCUAUUUGCGACUCGCUUACCUAUUACUUCCCCCAAUUUGACGUUGCGGCCGCACGCUUCAACUCUCAGAACCCUGGCCUGAAUCUCACCUGGGGAGACGUCUACACCAUGAUGACCAUUGCUGCUUUUGAACUCAAUGCCCGCGCGUCAUCUCCCUGGAUCGACGCCUUCACUGCCGAUGAGUGGGUGGCCUACGGCUAUUCCAACGCCCAGUGGUACUACUACUGCGCAGGGCCUGGCGAUAAGAACCAGAACGCCGUCGGCGCUGUGUACGUGAAUGCCAGUCUUACCUUGCUGAACCAGGGCCCGGAAGAGGCCGGCAAGAUUUACCUGAACUUUGCCCAUGACGAUAAUAUCACCCCCAUCAUUGGUGCAUUGGGCAUUCUCACUCCCAAUGAGGACCUGCCCAUCGACACCAUCGCAUUCGGCAGCCCGUGGACAAUUGGUGAUAUCAUGUCCAUGGGUGGUCACCUAACCAUUGAACGACUAAAGUGCAAUGCCACUGUUGCCACCGAGGAAGGCAGCUAUGUCCGUCUUAUCCUUGAAGAGGCUGUGGUUCCCUACUUUUCAUGCCAGUCUGGGCCGGGCUAUUCCUGCCCACUAGCCAAUUAUACGGAGCUAGUAUCUGCCAGCCUGCCAGACUUCAUCACCUCCUGCAAUGUAUCGGCCUCAUACCCGCAAUACCUGGACUUCUGGUGGAACUACAACACCACCACAGAUCUUAACUAUAUGACAGGUCCUCUCGGCUGCCAGGUUACCGAGACUCUGGUCUAAGCCAUGUACUACACUCGACUUUGUGUAUAUUGCGUACAAGAGGGAUUAUGGAUGAAUGAUCAAUUACCAAUGGAUGUUUUAAUCACAUGGUACAUUUCUAAUGAAUAUCAUCUUAUAUUUAUGUUAGAGAGAAAAACGCAUUUGGAGUGAAGUUCUACGAAUAUCCUCUUGGGUGGCUGGUGGAGGCCAGGGGCAAAAGCUUCGUAAGAGCUUCGCCGCCGGCAUCUUAUCACACUGUUGAAUUAGAUGUCUAUAAAGAUAUAAACAGCGUCACUCCGUGGAUACUAAGCAAAAUCUAAUACUUAU